Messenger RNA from Spirodela intermedia, 2361 nucleotides. The record is from the annotation of a GenBank genome assembly. Lineage: Eukaryota; Viridiplantae; Streptophyta; Magnoliopsida; Alismatales; Araceae.
AUGAGGGACGGGAGAACAAGGGAAGGGCUGUUGAAAGUACUGGUGAUCAGGGGAAGGAACCUCUCCAUCCGAGACCUCCGCAGCAGCGAUCCCUACGUCGUCGUCAGCUGGAGGAACAAGGUUCUUCCCCCAAUUCUCUCUCUCUCACUCUCUCUCUCGCUCGCGCUGUGUGCUAUCCUCGGCGAGGCCUCUCUCUUUACCGCCCGCUGCUGCUGCAGCCUGCCGCUCUUCCUCAGCUCCGGGAGGGAAGGGUGGGCAGGAGGAAGAAGACGAGAAGGAGGGAGGUGGCAGGGUUCGAGGGCGGAUCGGCGGUCUGCAUCCGAUUUCGGGUCGAUCCUGUCCGAUUCAGUCCUCCCCCCCUCUCCCCCUCCCCCCGGUGAAUCUCCAUCUGUGUAGUCUGCUUCCUAAGGGCUCGGGAUCUGUGAACGCGUUCCCGGAUGAACCCGGAUGAGAGGGAGGGAGGGCGAGAGAGAGAGAGGUUGGACCGGUUUUUCUUUGUCUUUGAAAUCGUGUGAGCAAGGGAACUAGGCCGAACUGGGCAGAAUUGGAUUUCCGGUUGUCAGUUGUCACAUUCCUUAGGAAACCAAUUGCGACACCAAAGCGGGUAUUUCCUCGGGCGGCCAUAGGACUCCCCUAGGGAAAGUCAACCUUCAUAGAAACUGCCCCAAAUGGGUUUUGCCAACCUGGUUUGGGGGUAUCCUAAUAAAUAACAGUUAGUAAAGAUACAUUGAAACCUUACGUUGGUAUUGAAAAGUUAGUGACUACUGGUUGCCAUCGUCUUGACUUGAGCUUUUUCAUUCUUUAUCAUCAGCUUAUUUACCAAGUUGAGCGGUAACCGCAUUGCUAACAGAAGAAAAUUUCUUUUAGACAGGGUAUGGAGCUUACAAUUAUUCAUUGCUAAUGUUCUUCCUUUGUCCUUGAUUUCUAAUGAUUUUCCGCAGCGAGUAAAGACAAAAGUGAUAAAAAAGAAUGUCAACCCGGAGUGGAAUGAGGACUUGACCUUAUGUGUACACGAUCCAAGCAUCAAUAUCAAGCUGGUGAGUCCCCAGAAGUGCUCUUUGUUAAUGAUAACAGUGCCCAUGGGUGCUCAUGGAUGUUUAUCAAUACAUCGUUAAUUGACUCCUAGUACAUGAUAGAAAGGUAGUUGGAAAUUGGGCUUGAAUUGGCCAACAUGUUCUCCAAUCCUAAUUUGAAUUAUCUUAGCCGUUGACUAAUUUAGCCACUAUGUUCAUCUCAUAUGGAGACCAUUUAAUUUGAUGAUGUAGGAAUGAUAAUACAAUUAAACCAACUCUAGUACUUUUUGAGUAGAGGCUAGAAACAUAUAUUAUUAGAUCAUCCCACACACCCUUAAAGUCAUUAUGAUCAUUUCAUUCAUCAUUGAAUUAAAGAACAUUAAUAUCAUAAAAUAUGGGAUUAUAUCAUAGACCUCCAAAGUUGAUAAUAUUGCAUAUGAUUUCAUUCAUAUUCCUUUUGGAAAACAUUAGAUGAUCGUGAGAUGUUUCAAAUGCCAUUUGGUGUGCUGGUUUAACAUUCCAAAUUAUUGAAUGAUACUAUAUACCUGUAAAUUAACUGUAGCGACCAUUACAAUUUCAUAUAUCAUCUCAUAUAUCAAUUGAUUCACUGAAAUUGACACUAUGCACCACUACUUAAUUUCUUAUGCCCAUUUAAUCUGCUAAAGCCAAUAUUGUUCCAAAUACAAUUUGAAGUUAAUGAGUCGUUCGUUGAUGAUCAUUCAAGUUAGUGAUCAUUGCAUGAAGUAUCUCACUUCUGGAGUACUAAUAUUGUAAAUCAUUAGAUCAUCUAAUAAACUGAUUUUAGUAGAUCGUCUUAUGCACUAUCUGAAUUCAAAAGGACUAGCAUGACAAAAUAUUACACUAUCUCAUAUAUCAUUCUAAGUCAUUCAUAGAAAUAAUACCAACGAUUAUAUUUCUUUUGUGCGGCAUCAUCUCUCAAACAAGAUGAUAAAAAUGAAUCAUGCGUUGUCCAUUAGAAUGUAUGGCUGUAAGUGUACCUAAUGAAGUUCAUCCUAUUAUAAUAAUUCAUAAUGACUUAUACAUUUAUUUUUUCUGGGUAAUUCAGGAAGUUUUUGACAAGGAUACCUUCACCCCUGAUGACCCCAUGGGUAAUGUAGAGAUUGACAUACAACCACUUGUGGAAGCUGGAAGAGCAGAUUUAGGAACUCUCUUGGACAAUGACAUCAUAAGAAUUGUGAGUCCUGACUCAACCAAUUGCUUGGUGGGUGAAAGCAAGAUCUAUAUCUACAAUGAGAAAGUGGUCCAAGACAUGAUCUUAAGACUUAGGGAUGUAGAAUGUGGAGAAGUAGAGUUGAGGUUGGAGUGGGUCAAUGCUAGAAGAAAUUAG